Molecule: messenger RNA, 3061 nt
Organism: Pseudonaja textilis
Lineage: Eukaryota; Metazoa; Chordata; Lepidosauria; Squamata; Elapidae
Source: RefSeq, a predicted model, not a curated record
GCAAAGCAGCCCAGGUGUACUUUGCCUCGGCACAACUCCGCCAAAGUUGCGAAAGGGCUGCCGCAGCUCAGGUAUCGGGAGGUGGAGACUCCGCGCCGGUUGGAUGAGGAAGGCCAGCAUUUCCUCCCUGCAGGCCGCGGUUGUACUUUGCUCCUUGGAGAAGGUGGUGCUCCGGGCCAGCAGCCCACAAAGCCGUAUAAUGCGUCGGCAGAGGCCAUUCCCACGGGGCAGCCUGGCCUUUUGAGCCCAUUUUGAUACAUUGCUUCACCGCCGGGGGACCCCCCCGAAGGAAUCGGGCAUCUUGAAUGCUUUGCUCCCCCCACCCCAAAGGCCUGCAUGGAUCAUUGAGGGAAAAGAGCCUGUCCCCCCCCUUCCCCACCCGGCUGGCAACGUCUCUCCGGCUGGCAACGGGCCGCCACGGAGGAGCAAAGGAGGCAGCGGCAGGCCGAGAGGCUGCCGUGCGGAAGGGCGAGAGGAGACAGUCUUUAAUGAGCGGAGAAAACGGAUACCGAGUGACAAUGGGAGUACCGGCCUUGGGACACCCAGACGCCAAGCCCAGCGCCAAGACCAACAUGCUGAGAGGCCGCAUCCCUGCAACCUCCGCUGACGAGCAACCCCACAUUGGGAACUACCGCCUGCUGAAGACCAUCGGCAAGGGCAAUUUUGCCAAAGUCAAGUUGGCGCGUCAUGUCUUGACGGGGAAAGAGGUGGCUGUGAAAAUAAUCGACAAGACGCAGUUGAAUUCCUCCAGCUUACAGAAGCUUUUCCGGGAAGUGCGAAUAAUGAAGGUUCUGAAUCACCCGAACAUAGUUAAAUUAUUUGAAGUCAUAGAGACGGAUAAAACGCUGUACCUCGUCAUGGAAUACGCCAGUGGGGGCGAAGUCUUUGACUACUUAGUGGCUCAUGGAAGAAUGAAAGAGAAGGAAGCGCGUGCAAAAUUCCGACAGAUAGUUUCUGCUGUGCAGUACUGUCACCAAAAAUUCAUUGUACAUAGAGACUUGAAGGCAGAAAAUCUGCUGUUAGAUGCCGACAUGAACAUCAAGAUUGCAGACUUUGGUUUCAGCAACGAAUUCACGUUCGGCAACAAGCUUGACACGUUCUGCGGGAGCCCCCCGUACGCUGCGCCUGAAUUGUUCCAGGGCAAGAAGUACGACGGGCCCGAAGUGGACGUCUGGAGCCUCGGGGUUAUCCUCUACACACUGGUCAGCGGCUCCCUGCCUUUUGACGGGCAGAACCUCAAGGAGCUGCGAGAACGGGUUUUGAGGGGAAAGUAUCGCAUCCCCUUCUACAUGUCCACGGACUGCGAGAACCUGCUGAAAAAAUUCCUCAUCCUGAACCCAAGCAAGAGAGGCACUUUAGAGCAAAUCAUGAAAGACCGCUGGAUGAAUGUGGGUCACGAGGACGACGAAUUGAAGCCUUACGUGGAACCUCUGCCAGACUACAAGGACCCCCGGCGGACAGAGCUCAUGAUUUCUAUGGGCUACACCCGGGAAGAAAUUCAAGAGUCCUUAGUCAGCCAGAAGUACAAUGAAGUGAUGGCGACGUACCUGCUGCUAGGCUACAAAAACUCAGAGCUCGACAACGACAGCAGUACCCUCAAGCCUCGCCCCCAGCCGGAGCUCGCCAACAGCAUGGUCCCCUCCCCUUCGCACAAGGUACAACGCAGCAUCUCCGCCAACCCCAAGCAGCGCCGCUUAAGUGACCAGGGUGAGUUUCUUCCGCUCCGGGGGUCCCCCUCGUUCUGGGCCAAGCGGGGAGGCUGUCCUGCACUAGAGGGGGGAGGGGAUUGUAUUGACUAUUCCCAACCUUUUAUCAGGAAAGGAAAAGAAAGGAAAGACGUAGCCCCGACAAUUACUAGCUGCAGUUGGGCAACAUCACUGGAUAGUCUGGGGUGGUUGGUGGGGCCUGCUGCAGAUUUCAUCUGCCAACCCGCUUCUUCACCCCUUUUCCCCCUCCUCUCAUUCUCCCCCCCCCCCCGCCUUUCCCUCCCACCCCCCCCCCACCCCGUUUUCUCUCCUUGGUUUGGACUUUGGCUUCUCCCUGGCUUGAUUUUAUUUUUUCUCCCCCUCCCCCCCAGCCUAACCACUCCGGGCUCCAGGGCCUCCACCGCCUCCGCCUCCGCCGCCGUGAGCUCCGCGCGCCCGCGACAGCACCAGAAAUCCAUGUCCGCCUCGGUGCACCCCUCCAAGCCCACGCUGCCCCCCACCGACAAUCACUGCGAGGCCCAGCGACCUAGCACAGCCCCCCAGCGGGCUCCCGUGGCCUCCCCCUCCGCCCACAACAUCAGCAGCGCCCUCCCCGAGCGCACCAACUUCCCACGAGGCAUCCAGAGCCGCAGCACUUUCCACGCCGGGCAGCUCCGGCCGGUCCGGGACCAGCAGAACCUCUCUUACGGACUGACCCCCGCCUCGCCUUCGGGCAACAGCCAAGGCCGGAGAGGGGCUUCGGGCAGCCUCUUCAGCAAGUUCACCUCCAAGUUCGUACGCAGAAAUCUGUCUUUCAGGUUUGCCAGAAGGAACCCGCAUGAGCCCGAAAGCAAAGACCGCGUGGAGACCCUCAGGCCUCACAUGAUGGGUAGUGGCGGCGGGGGCGGCGAGAAAGACCGGGACGAGAACCGGGACGCCAAGCCGCGGUCGCUGCGCUUCACCUGGAGCAUGAAGACGACCAGCUCCAUGGAGCCCAACGAGAUGAUGAAGGAGAUCCGGAAGGUGCUGGAUGCGAACAGUUGCCAGUGCGAGCUGCAGGAAAAGUACAUGCUGCUGUGCAUGCACGGCUCCCCGGGCCACGAGGCCUUCGUGCAGUGGGAGAUGGAAGUCUGCAAACUGCCCCGCCUCUCGCUCAACGGCGUCCGCUUCAAGCGGAUAUCGGGCACUUCCAUGGCCUUCAAGAACAUUGCGUCCAAAAUCGCCAACGAACUCAAGCUUUAACGGGCCAAACCCCCCUCCCCCCCCCCCCACACCGGGAGAAAAAGAAGGGGAGGGGGGGGCCCUGCGCUUGGCCCGCACAUGCGACGGAAGGGGAGGGGGGAAGUGUCAGGAGGAAAGACGGCCGCGGCUUCCCA